Brassica oleracea var. oleracea is the source of this 1447-nucleotide messenger RNA. RefSeq names its product 26S proteasome non-ATPase regulatory subunit 4 homolog. Gene Ontology annotation, molecular function: polyubiquitin modification-dependent protein binding. Gene Ontology annotation, cellular component: proteasome regulatory particle, base subcomplex; nucleus; cytosol. Lineage: Eukaryota; Viridiplantae; Streptophyta; Magnoliopsida; Brassicales; Brassicaceae. Gene Ontology annotation, biological process: proteasome-mediated ubiquitin-dependent protein catabolic process. Bases 113 to 1267 code for a protein of 384 amino acids. The record is from RefSeq and is a predicted model, not a curated record. The transcript is spliced from 10 exons.
AAGGAAGGGGGUAUUUAGUGCUUAUCGGUCGGGUCGGGUCCAAAUCUAAGAAGUGUGCCUCCUGACUUUCUCUCUACGACACAAUUUGAAGAAGAAAAAAAAGCUUCUCACGAUGGUUCUGGAGGCGACAAUGAUAUGCAUCGACAACUCCGAGUGGAUGAGAAACGGAGAUUACUCACCCUCUAGGUUACAAGCUCAAACCGAAGCUGUCAAUCUUCUCUGCGGUGCCAAAACCCAGUCGAAUCCAGAGAACACGGUGGGGAUCUUGACAAUGGCAGGGAAAGGAGUUAGAGUUUUGACGACGCCUACCUCUGAUCUUGGCAAGAUUCUCGCCUGUAUGCACGGCCUCGAUGUUGGAGGAGAGAUUAACUUAACGGCAGCCAUCCAGAUUGCUCAGCUUGCUCUUAAGCAUCGCCAAAACAAGAAUCAACGCCAACGGAUUAUUGUUUUCGCUGGAAGCCCAAUCAAGUAUGAAAAGAAGGCCUUGGAGGUUGUUGGCAAAAGGCUCAAAAAGAAUAGUGUCUCUCUUGACAUUGUCAAUUUUGGUGAAGAUGACGAUGCCGAAAAGCCUCUGAAACUGGAUGCCCUCCUUUCUGCUGUCAAUAACAACGAUGGUAGCCACAUUGUACAUGUUCCUUCUGCUGCCAAUCCUCUCUCCGAUGUCCUCCUCAGCACACCUGUAUUCACUGGUGAUGAGGGUGCAAGUGGGUAUGUUUCUGCUGCAGCUGCUGCCGGUGGUGACUUUGACUUUGGUGUUGAUCCAAAUAUCGAUCCAGAGCUUGCUCUCGCCCUUCGGGUCUCCAUGGAGGAGGAGAGAGCAAGGCAAGAGGCUGCUGCUAAGAAGGCAGCUGAUGAGGCAGGUCAGAAACACCAAGAUGGGGCUUCAGCUUCUGCUUCUGCUUCUUCGCAGGAGACGGUUGCUAGGACAACUGAGAAGAACGCUGAACCAAUGGAUGAGGACAACGCAUUGCUAAAUCAGGCAAUUGCUAUGUCCGCAGGUGAUGUAAACAUGUCAGAAGCGGCGGAUGAGGACCAGGACUUGGCUUUAGCUCUUCAAAUGUCAAUGAGUGGGGAGGAGUCAAAUGAAGCUAUGGGUGCUGGAAACCUCUUAGGAGAUCAAGCUUUCAUAUCAUCUGUUCUCUCAUCGCUUCCAGGGGUGGAUCCAAAUGAUCCAGCGGUUCAAGCGCUGCUAGCGUCUCUGCCAGACGAAUCAAAGCGUAACGAGGAGGAAGAGAGUAGUAGCAAAGGUGAGGAUGAGAAGAAGUGAAGAGGAGACGAGACGUAUCAUGAUGGCUCUCAAUAAAAUUCCUGUUUAUCUCUUUGGUUUGGUUUUGAUAGAGAGAUCAUAUUGGGACUGAUGAAGAACUCUUGUAUUAUUAAUCUCUCUGCCUUGUGACCUUGUUUGUUCUCUCGCUUUUUCAUUAGUGUUAUUAGUUGGUUCAAAAAA